Molecule: messenger RNA, 1974 nt
Organism: Otolemur garnettii (small-eared galago)
Lineage: Eukaryota; Metazoa; Chordata; Mammalia; Primates; Galagidae
Gene: RMI1
Product: RecQ mediated genome instability 1
Exons: 1
Coding region: 26-1903 (625 amino acids)
Biological process (GO): resolution of meiotic recombination intermediates; double-strand break repair via homologous recombination
Cellular component (GO): RecQ family helicase-topoisomerase III complex; nuclear body
Molecular function (GO): nucleotide binding
Source: RefSeq, a predicted model, not a curated record
UGCAUAUUUCUUUUAUUUAAAAGAAAUGAGUGUAACUGAUAUUGCAUUGAGGGUUGAAACCUGGCUUUUAGCUACUUGGCAUGUUAAAGUACCUCACAUGUGGCUGGAAGCUUGUAUUAACUGGAUCCGAGAAGAACAAAAUAAUGUUAAUUUGAGUCAGGCCCAAAUGAAUAAACAAGUGUUUGAGCAAUGGCUUCUUACUGAUCUGAGAGAUUUGGAACAUCCUCUUUUACCUGAUGGCAUUUUAGAAAUUCCAAAAGGAGAACUGAAUGGAUUUUAUGCUCUGCAGAUUAAUUCCUUGGUUGAUGUAAGCCAACCUGCAUAUUCCCAGAUACAGAAGUUGAGAAGAAAGAAUACAAUGAAUGAUCUAGUUACAGCUGAAACACAAGUAACCCAAAGACCUUGGGAAGCAAAACCUUCACGAAUGUUGAUGCUACAGCUAACUGAUGGAAUUGUACAAAUGCAGGGAAUGGAAUAUCAGCCUAUUUCAGCUCUUCAUAAUGAUCUUCCUCCAGGCACAAAAAUUUUGAUUUAUGGAAACAUUUCUUUCCGUCUAGGUGUUCUCUUAUUGAAACCAGAAAAUGUGAAGGUGUUGGGAGGUGAAGUAGAUGCUCUUUUAGAAGAAUAUGCCCAAGAAAAAGUACUUGCAAGAUUAAUUGGGGAACCCGAUCCUGUAGUUUCAGUCAUACCAAAUAAUUCUAACCAAAAUAUCCCUAGAGUUACAGAAGUUGUAGAUACUAUGUUAGGACCUUCUGAUGAAGAACUCUUAGCAAGUCUUGAUGAAAAUGAUGAGCUUACAGAAAAUAUUGACGACUCAUUGAAAAGAAGAUAUUUCACCACAGGUAGUUCCUCAAAUGUUAUUUCCACAAGACAGUCAAAUUUUGAACCAGAAUUUGUUAUUUCUCCAAGACCAUCUAACCAAUCUAUGUAUUUCACGGAUGGGGAAUUAGAUGACUUUUCAUUGGAGGAGGCCUUGCUUUUAGAAGAAACUGUUCAGCAAGAACAGAUGGAAACUAAAGAAUUGCAGCCAUUGACUUUGAACAGAAUUGCAGAUAAAAGUAUAGAGAGAUUUUCAUGUAAUCCUAAUACUAUAAAUAAUUGUUCUUUGAUUUGCAAAAGUGGAAACAAUUGGAAUGAAAGAAAUGUAUCUGAACAAAUGACUAAUGAAGAUGAGUCUUUUGAUUGUCCAUCUGCAGGAGACCAAAACAAUAGUGUUUUUUUAGUUCAGUGUAACGAACCCCUAUCCCAUGAUUUUACAAAUAAAGAUAAAAACUCAGAGACAGAUCAUCAAAUAAAACAAACUAUUAGCAAUUCAGAUGGACAUUCUUUAAAUAAUAAAAUAUUAAACAGAGAGCUGGUGAACUCUGUACCAAAAAGGAGUUCACAAAUUUCUAAAGAAAAUGAGUGCUAUUUACAGACUUGUUCAAGAUCAUCAGAUAAUAACACUGAUUUUUCCAUUGCCAUGGAUUUGUAUUCUCCACCCUUUAUCUAUUUGUCUGUUCUAAUGGCCAGCAAACCAAAGGAAGUUACAACAGUGAAAGUCAAAGCAUUUAUUGUAACUUUAACUGGAAAUCUCUCAAGUUCUGGUGGCGUUUGGAGUAUAACUGCAAAGAUUUCUGAUGGUACUGCAUAUCUAGAUGUAGAGUUUAUAAAUGAAAUACUUACUAGUUUGAUAGGGUUCUCAGUAUCAGAAAUGAAACAAUUAAAGAAAGAGCCUCUUCAGUACCAAAAGUUUUUGAAAGGUUUGCAGAAAUGUCAGAGAGAUCUAAUAGAUUUGUGCUGUCUAAUGACUAUUUCAUUCAAUCCUUCCUUGUCUAAAGCAGUUGUACUGUCAUUACAAGAUGUUACUGUGGAACACAUUGAGAAUCUCAAGAAGCGGUUGAAUAGUAAUUUUCUAAAAUAGAGAACAAUUCAAAACAACAAGGAAAUAUUUAGAAUUUGUUAUGAUUUUAUGUCAGAAACUUUUUGUAAAAA